CUCUUUUUCCAACGCCGAAUGUAUACAAACCCUGUGGGACUCCACUUCCAGACUAGUACCAAUUCGCGACCAGACAAGUCAAGACAAUUUCCCAUUCGUCCCGGCAGUCCUUGAAGAUGGCAUCUUCAGUGAAAAUUUGUGCCAGGCGUUCCUUCCGAGAGUUCCUGAAGGAUGUAACCAGGAGUAUCGCAAAAACUCCAGCAGCCCCAAACAGCGAUGCCCUUUCGCGUCAAGAAACCGUUAAUCCUGCUUUGGUUCCCAACAAAUGGAUGAGAUUGCACAGAAUCAGCAACAACAGAGCCCUUUCUACCAUCCAGACCAAAGUAAACCCCAAAUCUUCAGUUUGGACGAUAGUUUCCAAAGAAGAAAGCAGAGAAUUCAUGGCUGUGUUUCCAGACCUCGUCAGAGAUCUGACAGAUGCUGGUCGUCAUACAGACAUCAAGGAAAUAAAUAAAAGAUAUGCAAAAUUGCUCCAGUACAAUGUACCUAGCGGCAAGAAAUCCAGAGGGUUGGCAGUUGUAGGAGCUUAUAAGAUGUUUGAGCAUCCAGAUAGACUUACUCCCGAGAACAUAAGACUGGCGAACAUCCUUGGAUGGUGCGUAGAAAUGCUCUCUGCCAUGUUCGUCAUCAACACAGAUCUCAUAAACCAAGCUGAAAUAAGACGAGAAGCGCCUUGCUGGUACACAAAAAACGAUGUUGGUCUUAUGGCAGUGAACGAUAGCGUCAUGUUACAAGGUGGCAUGUACGCCAUUCUACGCAAAUACUUCUCAGAACACAGCUGCUAUCUGCCCAUCAUGGAACUCCUACACGAUGUCACCCUAAAAAGUUCGAUGGGACACACCUUGGAUAGGUUGUGUAGCAGCCAAGGACUCGAGAUGUUUACAAUGAACAAAUACGACUCUAUCGUCAAAUACAGAAACGCUUAUCUUACGUUUCAGUUACCCGUAGCCUUAGCUAUGUACUUAGCUAACCAUACAGAUGCAGAAAUGCAUAGACAAGCUAAGACUAUACUUCUAGAGAUGGGACACUUCUACCAAGUACAGGAUGACUUCUUGGACUGUUUUGGUGAUGUAUCACUCACUGGAAAACCUUCAAGAUACAUCCAAGAAGGGCGCUGCACUUGGUUGGCCGUGGUUGCCCUACAGAGGGCCUCCCCAAGUCAAAAGGAGCUGCUGGAGGAAUGCUACGGUAAAUCAGAUCCUUCCUGCGUUGAAGCAGUCAAGACCUUGUACCGCCAGCUCGGCCUACCAUGCACAUACACCGUCUUCGAAGAAUCCAGCUACAAUCUGAUCAACACGCACAUACACCAACUGACCAAGGGUCUCCCACACAAGCUGUUCUUCAGGCUCAUGGAAAAAAUCUACAAGAGAGAGUGUUGCAUCUCUGCUGCCUUGGAUAAAACGUCUCCAGAUGUGGCACCUCGAGAUCCAUCCAAAAUUCGUAUUUUGCUUGAAGAAGAGGUUGAACAUUUCAGGUCCUAUUUCUCAGUUUUGAUAAAGGAUUUGACGCACACAAAUUUAAUAACAGACCUUGCUGCUGUGAAGUAUAGACUCAGGAAAAUACUCGAAUAUAACAUAACGACUGGCAAACAAAUAAGACCUGCUAUACACAUCGCAGCCUAUAAGUUUAUUUUAGGAAAGGAUAAACUUUCUGAGGACGAAUUUCGUGAGGCUUCCUUGAUUGCAUGGUGCAUAGAAAUGGUAUCCUCUUAUAUUUUGAUGUUGGAUGAUAUCGUUGACAACUCCGAGACACGAAGAGGAAAAACAGCAUGGUACAAAUUAGAAAACGUAGGACUCAAAGCAAUAAAUGACGCCACUUUGAUUCAAAUGUCAGUUUUUAAAUUACUGGAGAAAUAUUUCUCCACCCACUCACACUAUAAGGACAUUUCUCAGGUUUUCGUCGAUGUUAUGCUGAAAACUAGUGUGGGACAAGUUUUGGACUGCCAAGAAUGGUGCUUUGAAAAUUCCACUCCACAAAUGUUCAACGAAAUUGCGUACAACAAAACAGGAUAUUAUACCUUUUAUUUUCCAUUAGUCACUGCUAUGUUUCUAGCAAAACGUACAGAUUUGGACCUGAACAGAGAAGGUCUAGGUAUUUUUAUGGAAUUGGGAAGAUUUUAUCAGUUACAGAAUGAUUUUUUGGAUGUGUACGGGGAGGCAUAUUCUGGCAAGAUGGGAACGGAUAUUCAGGAAGGCAAGUACUCUUGGCUGAUCAUAAAAGCGAUUGAGAAAGCAUCACCGUAUCAACAGGAGGUGUUGAGAAACUGCUACGGAAGAUGGAACAGCGAUUGCGUCGAGCAAGUUAAAGAUAUUUACGAUCAACUAGAUCUGAAGAGUAUGUUCCACGAGGAAGUUGAGAGUAUAUACCGAAAAAUAUUCGACUCUGCAUCUCGAAUGAGAAGUGAUAUAGCUAAAGAAUUGAUGCUUGGUGUAGCAAGGGUCUGUUUAGGUCACGAGUUUUAUCUCAAAAGAUGACACUAACUGUUUUAACUGUGAUAAGGCACUAAUUGUGAAAUGUUCAGUGAAACUUUUUCGACAUUUAUUUUAUAUAGAUUUGUACAUUCAUUUCAAAUAUUAUAUACAUGGUUUAAAA
Messenger RNA from Coccinella septempunctata (seven-spotted ladybird), 2592 nucleotides. RefSeq lists its product as uncharacterized. Gene Ontology annotation, cellular component: cytoplasm. The record is from RefSeq and is a predicted model, not a curated record. Gene Ontology annotation, molecular function: (2E,6E)-farnesyl diphosphate synthase activity; dimethylallyltranstransferase activity. Bases 117 to 2474 code for a protein of 785 amino acids. The transcript is spliced from 7 exons. Gene Ontology annotation, biological process: trans, trans-farnesyl diphosphate biosynthetic process. Lineage: Eukaryota; Metazoa; Arthropoda; Insecta; Coleoptera; Coccinellidae.